Molecule: messenger RNA, 498 nt
Organism: Ostreococcus lucimarinus CCE9901
Lineage: Eukaryota; Viridiplantae; Chlorophyta; Mamiellophyceae; Mamiellales; Bathycoccaceae
Exons: 1
Coding region: 1-498 (165 amino acids)
Source: RefSeq, a predicted model, not a curated record
AUGCGAGGGGUGAAGAAGGAAAACUUGCCGAGCAAGGUGUGCGUGGUGUGCGACAGACCGUUCACGUGGAGGAAAAAGUGGGAAAACUGUUGGGACGAAGUGACGACGUGCUCGAAGUCGUGCAACGGUAAGAGGAAGAGCGAACGACAGCGAGAGAACAAGGAAACGCGAGGCGAAGACGAAGACGAAGACGCGCGAGCGGCGCAUAAGAAGUCGGUCAAGGCGCAAAAGGCGGAACGGAGGGCGCGAUUAGAAUUCAAUGGUAAUCCAACGAGCGGGCAAAAGGCGUGCGAUGAAUGCUCGAAGAUGGUGAACGAGCUGAUUCGAUGUCAAACGGACGCGACGAAACGGUGGCGUAUGGUCUGCGGUUCGUGUUGGGUGAAAGUGAGCGGCGGCGUGGUGGAUGGUGACGCAAAUCACCCGCAUUAUCGAUACGGUGGGUUAUGGAAGAAUAGACGCGCGCAAAAUGCCGACGGAGGCGAGCCUUUAGUCUGUUAG